Molecule: messenger RNA, 797 nt
Organism: Paramacrobiotus metropolitanus
Lineage: Eukaryota; Metazoa; Tardigrada; Eutardigrada; Parachela; Macrobiotidae
Product: histone H2B-like
Exons: 3
Coding region: 148-522 (124 amino acids)
Cellular component (GO): nucleosome
Molecular function (GO): protein heterodimerization activity; DNA binding; structural constituent of chromatin
Source: RefSeq, a predicted model, not a curated record
UGCCGUGACUAGUGGGCUUGUGGCUCUAUCUCAGCGGCCUAUGACAUCACGGAUAGAACUGGUCUCGAAAGGAUCAUCAAGGUUUUUCCAGCUUUUACAUAAUAAAACUCUUUCGAUUUCCAGAAGAUACUUCCGUAGAUAAGGAAAAUGCCGCCGAAAGCCCCAGGUAAAGCGAUGAAGAAAUCCGGGAAAGCGCAGAAAGCCAUCCGAGCUCCGGAUGCCAAGAAGAAAAAGAAGAGGAAGGAAUCCUACUCCGUUUAUAUCUACAAAGUGCUUAAGCAGGUACAUCCGGACACAGGAGUUUCCUCUAAAGCCAUGGCUAUCAUGAAUUCCUUCGUCAACGAUAUUUUCGAACGCAUCGCGGCGGAAGCCUCGCGUCUGUCGCAGUACAACAAGAAAUCGACCAUCACAUCCCGGGAAAUCCAGACGGCGGUGCGUCUACUCUUGCCGGGAGAACUGGCUAAGCAUGCCGUGUCGGAAGGAACCAAGGCGGUCACCAAGUACACCAGCGCCAACAAAUAAAGGAUACAUUACAACAUUACAACUCCGACCGGAAGUCCCGACUUUUGUUCACUGACCACUAUAAUUUGCACUGCGUGCAGCUGCCCUGUUUUCCUUCGCAUUUGUCAUCUUGAUUACCGUUGCGGAAUAUCGCCAUUGAUCCAUAAUUUAAUUGAUUAACGAAUGUUUCAGUGCCGAUCAUGUGAUUAAUUUUCAUGUGAAGAUAAUCGAAUCUCCUUCCAUUCCUGUUUGUCCCGAUAUUGGAAUAGCUGCAUAGUAAAUGCAAAGCGUUACAA